This is a messenger RNA of Drosophila persimilis, 6712 nucleotides long. Its product is annotated as ataxin-2 homolog. Bases 800 to 5164 code for a protein of 1454 amino acids. The record is from RefSeq and is a predicted model, not a curated record. NCBI's taxonomy places the organism in Eukaryota, Metazoa, Arthropoda, Insecta, Diptera, Drosophilidae. The transcript is spliced from 9 exons.
GGUGCGCUUACAAAACGCCGGCUGGCGGCGGACGGGCACGCGCUCCCAGACACCCACCUAUCCACCCACCAACGCUCUUGCACGCGGACAGACACGAACCGACAGCCACUCUUGAGGGAAAAGAGUGUUGAAUGCAAUUUGGCGGUGAAAGUGCAAACUGCAGCGCGGGGGCGGGUCGAAGGCGAAUCGGAUGGGGUCGCGUAGGGAUGGGUCUCACGAUUCAGGGGGCUGCUGCGGUCGAAGCCACUUGGAGCGAACGUUGGCAAUUUUCUGGCGUUAUUUUUGGAUUAAGCAGCGCCAAAUUGUAACAGACGAACGAACAACGACCGACAAUUAACGAUUAACAUUAAGUCCAACAGAAACUGAAAGCUGAAGUGGGGGAAAACUGAAAAGUGUUUGGAAUUCUGUUUUCCAACAACAACAGCAACAACAACAGAACAGCCACAAGCAACCAGAAACCAGAGAACACCAACAAAAAGAGCAACAACUUGUAAACCACUCUUAAAACGAUAAGCGGAUCCAAGUCCCACACAGAAGUUUUUACUACGAGAAAAAACUGCAGAAGAGUUUGGGGCAGAAAAUUUAAAAAAAUAUUUUUUAUCAACAAUAUUUUUCGAAAAACUUUUUGAAGAAACCCGAACAGCAUCAGAAGAAAGAAAGAGAAUAAGAGAGGAAGAAAAGCCAAAGCCAAAGCCAAACUCAAACAGCAAGCAGAAGAAAGCAGCAACAAGCAGCGACAAGCAGCAGAGGAAAAGCAGUUGGAAAAAAGAAAAGAAACCAAAGCAAAGGAGAUAUCAAAAUGGCCGCCCUACAACGGAAGCUGGUGCACAAGCAGUUCAACUCCCCAAUGGGCCUCUACUCCCAGGAGAACGUCAAGGCCACGUUGAACCGCGAGCUGAAGGCCUUCGGCGGCGAGGGGAUUGAAGUCGACGAUCAAAUCGCCAAGCCCCUGAACCUUGCCAAUUCGGCCGUUCUAAGAGCUGUCGAAGAGGAAGAGCAGCAAGCCAAAUGCGACUUUUACCCCCAAGAAAGACAGAGUCGCACGCGACAGCGUGAUGGGGAUGGCCUGCAUCAUACGCUGCACCAGCAGCUGCUGGAUCAGAUCAAGACCCACUACCUCAGCCACCAGCAGGACAUCACCAUCGACCGGGACACGGUGCUCAAGAUCAAUCGCAUGGCCACCAAGCGACAUAUGCUCAAGCGGGAUCACAGCUGGCCGCCUACGGAGGCGGAAGCGGUGGCAAUAACCGCAAGCAGCCCGGAUCUGAGCCACAUCCCCUCUUGUGCCUCGCACAGCAUUGAGGCACUGCGCGAGAAGUUCCAGAGUCCGACGAUGAUCAUCGAACCCACGGCCAAGCAGGUGCGCGAACAGAGGCAACGAGAGGGCUCCAAGGAGCGUCCAAUCACACCUCUUAGAACCACGGAACUGCAGUUGGCCCAGGUCUACCACCAGACGCCUGUUGCGAAGGGCUUCUCUGCCCCGGAGACCAAAGCAGCCGAUGUAGAUCUGGGUCUGGUGGCCCCCCGAUGCGAGUACUACGAGCAGCUGGCCCACAAGCGACCCACAACGCCCACAACACUCACGAUCACUCCUUACAGGCCAAGGCCCAAGCGACAGGCCUACUCCCUGGACCGCGGACGCUCCCGCAAGCGGACGGUGGCAGCAGCUGGAGCUCCAGAGCUGCCGCCGCCCAAGCCACGAUCCACGAAGGUGCCGAAGGUCCAGCGCAGAUGCAUCAAGCUAGCCACCGAAGUGAAGAUCUCCUACGAUAACGAGGCCGAUAGCGAAGAGGAGGACAAGCCCAAGCCCAAGGUCGCUACCAGCCAAGAGGUGGACUUGGAGGCCGUUCCGCUGCCACCGAUACCCAGAGAAGCCCAAGCAGCUGCCGCCCAGAACGAGGGCUUGCCAAGAAAGUCACCAGCGGUAAUUGACAGCCUGGCAGUCAAGCGGCAGCAGCAGAUGGCUCUGGCCCUGGCCAGCACCAGCACCGGCACCGGCCGUCCCAGUCAGAGUCCGAGCCAGGAGCUGGGUGCUGGUACCGCCGCCACUCGCAUCAUACCAGUCCGCGUUGAGGCAUCGGGCGAUCUUCAGCUUCAGCCGAGUGCCCAGCAGAUCUACGACGACGCCUGCACCUACCUGCAGCAGGACCAGCAGGAGAUGGAGGAUGCAUCCAAUGUCCAUGCUCCCUGUGGCACCACCUAUGUAAGCGCAACCAGUGGCAUCAAGCUGCUCCAGCGGCAGGCCAGUGUGGCCAGGACAACAACCAACAGCAACAGUGCUCCCACUCCACCACCUCCACCACCGCCGCCAAUGCCAGUCCCUCCCAAGAUGCGGCCCAAGUCCGGCGAGGAAUCAGUGGCCAGGGCCAAGCAAGCCCGUCGCCAGGGCGGAGUCUACAGCACGGAAACGGCGACGGAAUCAGAGGCGGAGAAGCAACACGAGGCUCAUGUGGAGAUUUCGCAGCUGGAAGCAAAGUAUGCCCACAUACAGCAGUCCAUAGCGGAGCACCUGCGUCAGAUAGAUACCUACAUGGAAAACGCUAAGAUGGCACUGCAACGGAGUGUCCAAACCACUCCUGUGCCCACAGUCGAAGGCGCUGUCACUGCCACUCCACCUCCUCCACCACCACCACCACCGCCUCCUGCUCCAGCAUCUCUGCAGAUCAGACCAGAUAGCGGCCACAACGAAUUGUGGGACAUGUUCUCCUCGCGCCAGUCGCCCAUUCUGGCCGUGGAGAGUCCUCUGCAAGCGAUACUCCGUCAGAUCUACUGCCGUGCAUCGGGAAGACCCGGCAGCGUGGCCAAAGAAGAGUCCAUAGCGGAGGCGGCCAACGAAGAGAUCACCGAGAAUGUGCCGAUUGUGGAACGAGCCCUCGAGGACCUGCACAGAAUCGCCCUGGCACUGGACAAGCAACAGGGGCAGCCACAGCCGGAUCUGGCGAUGGAACAGCAUCAGAAGCAGGAUCUGGAGAAACUAUUGCAAGUAGAACACAUGACGACGCCAGCUGCGGUCAAAGCUCAACACGUUGUCAUCGAGGAUGAGGAGGAGGAUGCGGAAGAUGCGGAAGAUGCGGAAGAUGCGGAAGAUGCGGAGUACCGACAUGUGUCCGAUGUGAUUGCCAACUACGAGCAGCUCUCAACGGGAAAACCGCCCCAGCAAGAGACAAAGCAGGACGCAAAACCAGACGCAGAGCCAGAGAGUCAGUGCCACAAGGAAGAGGAACAGAAGGAGGAUAAGGAAAAGGAUGAGCAAUGCUCCCAUCAGGAUACCACCACCACCGAUCACAGCAUCUGCUGCCCGGUUUGCAAUGAGCUUCGCUACUCCCCGAACAACUGGAGCAAGCUCACGAAGGCGGACCAGUGGCGCAUCGCCAACCUGCACAACGAGCCCAUGGAGAACUACAAGGCCACCUACGAGAUACGGAGUCCGUACAUAUCCCGCCAGAUCUCCUGGGAGGACACCCAGAGUGCGGAGGAGAAGUCAGAGAGAACCGAGAACCAGCAGCCGGAGAAACUGCAGCGUCAGCGCAGCUUCGUGGAGAUUGUGACCACGCGAGCCCCAGAUUCUCCUCCUCCUCCUGCACCUCCUCCACCGCCUCCUCUGCGUUUGAAUCUUCCGGCAGCGGAGAUCACCUGGCAGCGGAGUAGAUCGCCCAGUCCUCUGUCCUCCCGAAAGUAUCCGGCGCCACUGAUCGAGGCACCGCACCGGGCCAGCUCACCCUUUGGGCUCAAUCCGGUGAUUGGCAAGAUGCCCCCCGCGCCUUCGCCAUCGCCAUUGCCACUUCCUCCCACAGCUCUGGAGUCAAAGUUCUCGCACGUCCCCCAAUUGGAGGGUCACAACAUCGGGCUGCUCGUCCGCACCGCCACGGAACCCCUGCAGCAGAGCAUGGUUGCCUCCUCCUCACUGCUGGCCUCCACGCCCCCAGCCACACCCCGGUCUGCCCGGGGUCAACCAUCACCUUUUGAUUUUUCAGUGGACUCUAGCAAGUUCAGAUCGCUGGCGGCCAGCGAGGACGAGUCGGAGCCGUCCCGACAGCCAUCCGUGCGGGAUUUCAAUGUAAAUCGAUCGUUCGAUAAUGUAUCGCCACGCCCCUAUCUGGGCAUUGAAGGCUAUAAGCGCGUGGCCUGGCCACCCGCCUCGGAGGAGCGCAUUAUCCGUGAGUUCACUCCGCAACCGCAGACCCAGAGCCCGGCACCCGGAGCUGGCGGCUACUAUCCCCAGCCAACGGCAGCUGCUCCACAGCCAAGUGCUGUUCCAGCUCAGGGUCCCAUUUAUAACAACGUCCAGCCACGAUCCACUCCAACACCUCAGCCACGAGCCACUCAGCCACAGGUACAGGCACAGGCACCUCAGCAGCAAUUCCAAUACGGUUCCACACCUGCCCAGGGUCCGGUUCCCUCUCAGUACCCAGACCAAAGCUAUCCCCAUGAUCAGCAGCCCGUGCAGUACACACAGGCGCAGUUCAAUAGACAAUCCUCGAGGGAGCUUGUCCAGGCCCCAGCUCCAGCGGCUGCUUCCGAUGCGUAUCCCAACUAUCAGUCGAACUACCAGAGGCAGCCAUCGCAGGAGCCCCUGAUGGCGUUGGACAAUACGGGCGGUGGCUGGAAGCCCAUUCGUGCACCGUUGCCUAAGUCGCACCAUGACUACACUCCGGCCGGAGGAGCACCUUACCAGGGAUCAGCCCCUCAGCAGCAGCAGCGACCAGCCUAUCUACAGCAGCCCCAACAACAGCAGCAGCAACUGCCGUAUUCGCAGGAUCAGACAGAUCAGCAGCAGCAGCAGCAGCACCAGGUGCCCGUUGCCUUUGCUGGCCAGGACGCUGGCUAUCGUGGCGCCAGUCCCGGCAUCAUUACCUUGCGUAAAGAGGCACCCGUCUCGCAGCAGUCUGCGCCAGUCUACACUUCGCAGCCUGCCGCCGUCAGCUAUCAGGGAGGCAGCAAAUUGCGCGGAGAUUUGAAAUGGCCACCACCAGAGUACAAGGAAGCGGCUGCACGCGAGAAUGAGGAACGUCGCCAGUUGGCCUUGGGCCCUGUCUGCCGUCCCAGAAAAGUAAAUAGGAACAACUUUCGUCAGGACUACACAUCCUUCUUUGCCAAGCAUCAGCUGAACAACGCCUAUCCCAGCUACAAGGUGCCCCCAGGCACCCAACACAUGUUCGCCUAAGUCUGGAGAAUCGGUUGGUUGUAAGAGACGCAGCAGGAGAGGAGCAGAAAGAACAUAAAUUCAAUGGAACCCACUUCAUAAUAUAACACUAGAAACGAUCACACAAAUGUAUAUGUUACUAAAACGAGAAACUAACGAACCAAACCACACUAUCUAUAGAAUAUACAUAUACAAUUGUUAUACUAAUCUUAAAUGACCACUAACGACGCCAUAUAUACAUAUAUCUAUAUAUCAUAUAUAACGAAACGAUUGCCAGGGGUCUGUAGAACCCCUGAGUAGAUGAAAUACAUUACUACAGAAGAGCGGCUGUGUUCCACUCGCCAAACAAUGGAUCCCCUCCGGCUAGAACGGAAUGGACCCAUUGGUAAAGUACAUACCGAACUGGAACUGCAACCGCCCCUUAAUCCAUAAAUGACCCAAAAGGAAUGACCCAAGAACCAAGAAACCAGGGCAUUGGAUAACGAAGGAGGAAGAGAUGAUUCUCUAUGUACCCAUACUAUAUACACAUAUUUUGGAGCAUGUGCAUAUAGUAUGGCUAAGAUAGCAGAAGUUGAGAACUAUAUAGUAAACCAUAUAGCGAUAGAUUCUAAGAUAUGUAACAUAAUUGUUACACUGUUAACUAGCAAAUGAAACGGAAACGAUGCGACCCAAGACGGAAACUGAAAAUGAGAUUGAAACCUUGUUCUAGAGCCUAAGGCAUUACUAAUCUAUUAUAUUCUAUUAUAUAUAUAACGUGGAUCCUGCCGGAUAGCUAAGACUAAGGCCCCGUUUCGGCGCCACCUCUUGGCCUAGGGCAAGCACCCCCACUAACUGUAUAUUGUAAAACGAAAGGAGUGCAGCCCGAGGCGAAGAUCUUGGCUCAGCCCUUGAAAAAGAGUACACUUAGGAGCUGUCCGGCUAGGCGUCUUAUUGUUUAUUGUUUGAAUUUGCAUGCUUUUUUUUUUGCUUAUAUCUAUACUAUAUAUAUAUACGAUAUACUUUAUGACCAAAUGGUCGACCAGCACAUGAAAAAAAAACCGUCAAAUAACCCCCGCAUAGAAAGUUAUACUACAAGAUGAAGCUACAACGCCAAUCAGUUCUGUGAGUCAUCAUCAGUCAUCAAUGAAAACAACGAAAUCAACCGAAAAGUGCCCCAGACCCCCCAUUCAGACCCCGGAAUGACCGAUCUUCCCACCCCACAAAGGCCGGCAAUACAGCUUGCCCCAUGCACUGGAUUGGCAGAGUGCCCCCCUCCAAAACAUCACCUCCGGAUGCAGCAUAGAGCAGGGGGCCCGAGACCAAUCCACCGGCGGUAAACAGUAUGAGGAUGCCAUUGCCUGCUGUAUGUGCACGGCCCGAGCUCUGUGCGUGGCCUUGGCGCGGUGCAGGGGGGUCGGUCCGGACCGCGGGGCUGGUGGCAGCCACAACUCUCAGACUUUACCAAUUACUAAGACCAGCAAUGUCAAACCGAAUCAAUCAUACACUACGAUGAUGUAUAACUAAUAUGAGAAAUGAAAACUAUACUAAAAUAAACGGAAAGUUUCUGAAUACUCGCGACGAGAAGAAAGA